This is a messenger RNA of Fusarium pseudograminearum CS3096, 2661 nucleotides long. RefSeq lists its product as uncharacterized. Lineage: Eukaryota; Fungi; Ascomycota; Sordariomycetes; Hypocreales; Nectriaceae. The transcript has 4 exons. The coding region runs from base 1 to 2661 and encodes 886 amino acids. The record is from RefSeq and is a predicted model, not a curated record. Gene Ontology annotation, biological process: glucan catabolic process. Gene Ontology annotation, molecular function: beta-glucosidase activity.
AUGAAGGCCAAUUGGCUUGCCGCGGCCGUUUUUUUGGCUGCUGGCACUGAUGCUACAGUCCCUGACACUUUGGCAGGAGUCAAUCUCGUUGCGCGAGACACACUCGCUCAUUCUCCUCCUCACUAUCCCUCACCAUGGAUGGACCCUAACGCUGUCGGCUGGGAGGACGCCUACGCCAAGGCCAAGAACUUUGUCUCCCAGAUGACCCUCUUGGAAAAGGUCAACUUGACUACCGGUGUUGGAUGGCAGGGCGAACGUUGUGUUGGAAACGUUGGAUCUAUCCCUCGUCUCGGCAUGCGAGGCCUCUGUCUCCAGGAUGGUCCUCUCGGAAUUCGCUUCUCCGACUACAACAGCGCUUUCCCCACUGGUGUCACCGCUGGUGCUUCUUGGAGUAAGGCCCUUUGGUACGAGCGAGGACGAUUGAUGGGUACCGAAUUUAAGGAGAAGGGUAUCGACAUUGCUCUAGGCCCUGCAACCGGUCCUCUCGGUCGCCACGCUGCUGGUGGACGAAACUGGGAAGGCUUCACUGUCGACCCCUAUGCCGCUGGCCAUGCUAUGGCUGAGACUGUCAAGGGUAUCCAAGACUCUGGAGUCAUUGCUUGUGCUAAGCAUUACAUUGCCAACGAGCAGGAACACUUCCGUCAACGAGGCGAUGUCAUGUCUCGCAAGUUCAACAUUUCCGAGUCUUUGUCUUCCAACCUCGACGACAAGACCAUGCACGAACUCUACAACUGGCCUUUCGCCGACGCCGUCCGCGCUGGCGUUGGCUCCAUCAUGUGCUCCUACAACCAGGUCAACAACUCGUACGCUUGCCAGAACUCCAAGCUCCUCAACGGAAUCCUCAAGGACGAGAUGGGCUUCCAGGGUUUCGUCAUGAGCGAUUGGCAGGCUCAACACACUGGUGCCGCCUCCGCUGUUGCUGGUCUUGACAUGACCAUGCCUGGUGACACCGAGUUCAACACUGGCUUCAGCUUCUGGGGUGGAAACCUGACCCUGGCUGUUAUCAACGGUACCGUCCCCUCCUGGAGAAUCGAUGACAUGGCUACCCGAAUCAUGGCUGCUUUCUUCAAGGUUGGCAGAUCUGUUGAGGAGGAGCCCGACAUCAACUUCUCAGCUUGGACUCGUGAUGAGUAUGGCUUCGUCCAGACCUACGCCCAAGAGAACCGAGAAAAGGUCAACUUUGCUGUUGAUGUCCAACACGACCACAAGCGCCACAUUCGCGAGUCUGCCGCAAAGGGAGCCGUCAUCCUCAAGAACUCUGGCUCACUUCCUCUCAAGAAGCCCAAGUUCCUCGCUGUCAUUGGAGAGGACGCCGGUCCCAACCCUGCUGGACCCAACGGUUGCGCCGACCGUGGAUGCAACAACGGCACUCUUGCCAUGUCAUGGGGUUCUGGAACCUCUCAGUUCCCCUACCUGGUCACCCCCGACCAAGGCAUCUCGCUCCAGGCUAUUCAGGACGGCACCCGAUACGAGAGCAUCCUCAACAACAACCAAUGGCCCCAGACACAAGCUCUCGUCAGCCAGCCCAACGUCACCGCUGUUGUCUUUGCCAAUGCCAAUGCUGGUGAGGGUUACAUCGAAGUCGACGGCAACUACGGCGACCGCAAGAACCUCACUCUGUGGAACCGAGGAGAUGAGCUCAUUAAGAACGUCUCCGCCAUCUGCCCCAACACCAUUGUCGUUCUUCACACCGUUGGCCCCGUCCUGCUGACCGAGUGGCACAACAACCCCAACAUCACCGCCAUUGUUUGGGCCGGUGUGCCUGGACAGGAGUCUGGUAACGCCAUCGCCGACAUCCUCUACGGCAAGACCAGCCCUGGACGAUCUGUCUUCACCUGGGGUCGCACUUAUGACAGCUAUGGUACCAAGGUUCUCUACAAGGCCAACAAUGGAGAGGGUGCUCCUCAAGAGGACUUUGUCGAGGGCAACUUCAUCGACUAUCGCCACUUUGACCGACAAUCCCCCAGCACCAACGGAAAGAGUGCCACCAAUGACUCUUCUGCUCCUCUCUACGAGUUCGGUUUCGGUCUGUCCUGGACCACCUUCAAGUACUCUGACCUCAAGGUCCAGUCUGUCAGCAACGCCUCUUACAACGCCCCUGCUGGAAACACCAUUCCUGCCCCUACCUACGGUAACUUUAGCAAGAACCUGGACGACUACACGUUCCCCGCAGGUGUCCGAUACCUCUAUAAGUUCAUCUACCCCUACCUCAACACCUCUUCCUCUGCUGAGAAGGCUUCCGGCGAUGUCGAGGGCAGAUUUGGUGAGACCGGCGACGAGUUCCUCCCUCCCAACGCUCUCAACGGUUCAUCGCAGCCUCGCCUUGCUUCAAGUGGUGCUCCUGGUGGCAACCCUCAGCUCUGGGACGUUCUUUACACUGUCACCGCCACCAUCACCAACACUGGCGACGCUACCUCGGAUGAGGUUCCCCAGCUGUACGUCAGCCUCGGUGGUGAGAACGAGCCUGUCCGUGUCCUUCGUGGCUUCGAGCGUCUUGAGAACAUUGCUCCUGGUGAGAGUGCCACAUUUACCGCUCAGCUUACUCGCCGUGACCUGAGCAACUGGGACGUCAAUGUCCAGAACUGGGUCAUCACCGAUCACGCCAAGAAGAUCUGGGUCGGUAGCAGCUCUCGCAAUCUGCCCCUCAGCGCAGACCUGUAG